AUGAUCUCUAGUCGCAGAUACCCAACGAUCACAGUGUUAGAGGGCCGUUUUACCAUUAUUGACGGCUUUCUGGUGAGCCUUUCUUCUCCGAGGGUUGACCAGCUCGCCAUAGGCCAGGCCCUUUCUCAUGAAACAAAGGAGAAGGUCCGACGUUUGGUGAGCUUGUACAAACCCGACAUGCUCCUGAAGAUGGAGCGCAUGAGUUCGAAUUUCUACAUCACGGGACACAGCUUACUUUUUGAGCUUGCUAAGGACAAGGUGUACGUCAAUUUUGUGAGAACUAAAGGGAAAUAUUACUGCCGGAAAACCGAUCCUAAAAGCGCAACUCACGUUGCCCUGGAGAUAAGAGUGGCAAGGAGGAGAGGUCCACGACGCCCAAGAUAUGUUGUAUACGAGAUGCCAUUGGAGCAGAGCCCUGCUUUUGCGGCGGUAAUCCAGCAGCAGUCCAAGGACUUGGCUAGAAUAGAUAGCCCGAAAAUGAAGGGUGCUUUUGGGCUAAGCGCUACAGGAAAUGAUACGGCGAAACCAGACAUCAAGCUUCUCAGUGAGAAAGAGCUUUUGCAAUGCGUAAGGAACCCUGUCAGCCCCAGAAUAAUCGAGCAGGUGCCUGGCAUGUCGCAAGAAACAAGAAGGCAGACAUCUGAUCGCUUUCGGAACAUCUUAUUGAAAUUCUGCGAGCGUCAAAGCAUGCAUAAGCUCGAGAAAAUGAAAAAAGUGCUCCUUGAGUUUCCCGACCGAUCCGAUGAAAUAAGUGAAUUGUAUAGGGAUGGCGCGAGGCAGAUUGUCAAAAAUCUUACACUGGCAAGCGAAAGGAUAUUUCCGGCAUUCCUGGAUCGAAUUGUUGAUGGCGACGCUGGGAGCGAGAAAAUAUCGGACCGCUUCGUGAUCGUCGAUCGACUUCUUAUUGACUUACGAUCCAGAAUGGUAAUAAACCCAGAAGGUGCCAAUUUUUUAAACACCGCCACAGUCGAAGAGAAGGCACGUCUAUCGAAGCACAGACUGAUGAGUUGGGCAGCAGUGGAAUCUGCGAAGGAGCCCAUGGUAAUCCGCACUCAACGAUUGUUCGAUGUCAUCGAUCAUACGCUGAAGGAAUUUCGCGCAGGCGCAAAAAAUUCUUCAAAGGAGACAUCCGCUGACGGGCUACCAAAUCCCUUUGUUUGGCGGCAGAUCAUGUUGCAUUUCGAGAACUUGGGCAGUAAGUGUGUCAUUAUGGAAAGUGUGAGAGAAACGGCGGGGAGCACUCCGGAAGGUAAGUUUUUGGAGUCUUCGAAGCUGCCGCCUGGAACGGAUGGCUCUAUAUCGUUUGUUGAUCUGGCGGAGCGUUUCAAACGCUUUUGUAGCUACGAAGAACAGCUAGCCCUUUAUGUGGAAACUGUUGGAUUAUUAGUGGGAAGAAAGUUCAUGUAG
This is a messenger RNA of Torulaspora globosa, 1407 nucleotides long. RefSeq lists its product as uncharacterized. NCBI's taxonomy places the organism in Eukaryota, Fungi, Ascomycota, Saccharomycetes, Saccharomycetales, Saccharomycetaceae. The transcript has a single exon. The coding region runs from base 1 to 1407 and encodes 468 amino acids. The record is from RefSeq and is a predicted model, not a curated record.